This is a messenger RNA of Poeciliopsis prolifica (blackstripe livebearer), 6412 nucleotides long. It is a transcript of the gene osbpl8, whose product is annotated as oxysterol binding protein-like 8. Gene Ontology annotation, molecular function: cholesterol binding. The transcript is spliced from 22 exons. NCBI's taxonomy places the organism in Eukaryota, Metazoa, Chordata, Actinopteri, Cyprinodontiformes, Poeciliidae. Bases 543 to 3197 code for a protein of 884 amino acids. Gene Ontology annotation, cellular component: cytosol; intracellular membrane-bounded organelle; membrane. The record is from RefSeq and is a predicted model, not a curated record.
UGAUGACGGGCCUCGUCAUAAUGUGGCAAAACGCAGAAAACUUCAGUCUGCUUAACGCUUUUGUGUGCGCGUUUCCACUUAAAAGAAAGCAAAACAGGCGGCGGAGGGAGAUGAAAAGCGAAGGGAACAGGUGGGGUCAGUUUGGAUUUAGGAUCAACUGCGGGGAUUAGGCGCUGUCAGACCGGGUUAACCACACGGAGGGGGCCGCUGUGAUCUGCAGCCUUCCCGCCUUCCUCCAGCGAGCUACUCGAACGCCUUCCCGACUGGGUCGGGAAGACACGAUGGACGACAUCUCCGUCUGGGUUUCUGAGCACGGCUCGGACAGCUGGAGCACUCGGAGCGACCAUAGCGCAACAUGGGAGGUUAAGCUGCUGUCUGCUCCUCUGCUUUGGACUCUUUUGAGUUUCUCUUGAUUGUUACCCAGAAGAAACCCGAGAGGGAAUUGGAUUCCCGAUCACCCUCCGACCCGCCCCCUGCUCCUUUCCCUCGCUCCCCCUUGUGUCUUCCUCCCCCCACUGGCGAGGGAGCUCCGUGCCGGCCCCAUGAUGAAGGAGGAGGGCCUGCUGAACCGCCGGCGGUUCUCCACGUGUGGCGGGACGGCGUCGCUUCGACCUCCGCACCCGGACGGACGCAAACUCAUCCGCAACGCCUCCUUCGGGGGCUAUAACGAACUGUCGCCCAUCUCGCUUCCAGGUUUCGAGAGAGUUAAGGAGGACCUUCUUCCUCUGCCUUUGAAAGAGGAUUCGAAUUCCAUAUCCAAGAGCAAGUCUGAAACCAAGCUGUACAAUGGCUCAGAUAAGGAUGUGCCAGCGUCUGGCGGAAAGCUCACCAAGAAGGAGUCCCUCAAGGUGCAAAAGAAGAACUACAGAGAAGAAAAGAAGAGGGCGACCAAGGAGCUGCUUAGCACCAUCACAGACCCUUCUGUUAUCGUCAUGGCCGACUGGCUGAAGAUCCGAGGCACGCUGAAGAGCUGGACCAAGCUGUGGUGCGUCCUGAAGCCGGGCGUCCUCCUCAUAUACAAGACUCACAAAAACGGCCAGUGGGUGGGAACGGUGCUGCUGAACGCCUGCGAGCUCAUCGAGAGGCCGUCCAAGAAGGACGGCUUCUGCUUCAAGCUCUUUCACCCGCUGGAGCAGUCCAUCUGGGCGGUGAAGGGUCCCAAAGGAGAGGCAGUGGGCUCCAUCACACAGCCAUUACCCAGCAGCCACCUCAUCUUCCGCGCCGCAUCGGAGUCUGAUGGUCGAUGCUGGAUGGACGCCUUGGAGCUGGCCCUGAAGUGCUCCAGCCUGCUGAAGAGGACCAUGAUCCGGGAGGGGAAGGAGGACAUGAGCACAGUGUCUGCCGGUGGAGAGCACUCCAUCAAUUUCUACAGCCUCCUCAGAGCCCACAACAUGCACGGCUUCCAGUUCAGCGACGGCGACCACCUAAAAGACCCGGACCUGUACUCGGACAAGUCGGACCGGGAGGGCGAACAGGACCACGAGGAGUCGGACCCCGAGGGCCUGGAGAAGAGCGAGGAGAGCGACAGCGACACGUCAGAGCGCCAGGACGACUCGUACAUUGACCUGGACCCCAACGAGCAUCUGCGGGAAACCCCGUACAUGGAGCAGUCGCACGAAGAGCUGGGGGAGGCCGGCGAGGCUGCACAGACGGAGACCGUGUCCGAGGAGAAUAAGUCUCUGAUCUGGACUCUGCUGAAGCAGGUGCGGCCAGGCAUGGAUCUGUCCAAGGUCGUCCUCCCCACCUUCAUCCUGGAGCCGAGGUCCUUCCUGGACAAGCUGUCCGACUACUACUACCACGCAGAUUUCCUGUCCGAAGCUGCAGUUGAAGAGAAUGCCUACAACCGGAUGAAGAAGGUGGUGAAAUGGUACAUCUCUGGAUUUUACAAAAAGCCAAAGGGGUUAAAGAAGCCGUACAACCCCAUCAUCGGAGAGACGUACCGGUGCAUGUGGCUCCAUCAGAAGACCAACAGCAAGACUUUUUACAUCGCAGAACAGGUCUCUCAUCAUCCACCAGUGUCAGCCUUCUACGUCAGCAACAGGAAAGACGGCUUCUGCCUCAGCGGCAGCAUCCUCGCCAAGUCCAAGUUCUACGGAAACUCCUUGUCAGCCAUUUUAGAUGGAGAGGCUCGGCUCACCUUCCUCAACCGAGGGGAGGACUACGUUAUGAACAUGCCCUACGCUCACUGUAAAGGCAUACUGUACGGCACCAUGACCUUGGAGCUGGGAGGUCAGAUCACCAUUGCGUGUGAGAAAACGGGCUACAGCGCUCAGCUGGAGUUCAAACUGAAGCCGUUCCUGGGCAGCAGCGAUUGUGUCAAUCAGAUCUCCGGGAAGAUCAAGCUGGGAAAGGAGGUCCUGGCUACUCUAGAGGGACACUGGGACAGCGAGAUCUUCGUCAACGACAAGAAAACGGGGACGAUGGAUACUUUCUGGGACCCGACGCCGGAGCUGAGGCAGAACAGGCUGACGCGCUACACCGUCCCACCUGAAGAGCAGGGGGACUUCGAGUCAGAAAGAUUGUGGCAGCACGUGACUCGAGCGAUCAACAACAAAGACCAGACGGAGGCCACCAACGAGAAGUUCAUCCUGGAGGAAGCUCAGAGGAAGGCGGCCCGGGAGCGCAAAGCCAAAUGCGAGGAGUGGAUCCCCGCCCUGUUCGAGCAGGACCCCGUCACCGGAGAGUGGCAUUACAGAUAUGCCGACACCAGGCCGUGGGAUCCGCUCAACGACCUGAUUCAGUUUGAGAAAGACGGCUGCAUCCAGACCAAGGUCCGACACCGCACCCCUAUGGUACGUUCUGGCAGUCUUAUUAGUCUGAGUAACCAGGGGCCGCGGAGGGACAAUUGCAAGUGUCAGGUAACGGUGCCAAAGAGAAAACACAAGAGCGACAAGCCCAAGAGCCCGGAGAGCGGCUGCUCCUCGCCAGAACCUGAUCGCCAUGACUCAUCGGGGAGCGAACGACACAAAAGCAAGCAUAACAGUCGGCUGAGGAAAAAGGGUGCAGACCUCAGUGAACUUCAAAGUGCCAUCGACUCCAUAAAGCAGACGCAGGAGGACAUUAACAGGUGCGUCGCGGCGCUGCGGAUGCGUUCCGCAGGCCGGGCGGAGAACACUUCCUUCCUCCAGCAGCGGGACUACGUCGUCAUCGCCUGCCUCGUCAUCCUUCAGGUUCUCAUCAACUACAUUUUCAAGUAGCGGCCACAAGGCCUCACCCUAAACUCUCUCUCACAUGCACACAUACUGGAGAUUUUUAGACGAGCGGACUCCAGCUCACUCCUUCUCUCCGCUUAACAAGCCCAUAUCUUUGUGUCCUGGAAAAGCAGAAGAACUCGGAAAGAGACCGUUUUUCACGUAUUUAUUCGCAACCAUCAUCAUUCCAAAUCUCCGUGGAGAUACACGGAUUUCAAAGAGAGGAGCAGCGGUGAGGGAAUUUCACAUGGAAAAAAAGGCUCGACUGCCUUUUGGGAUUUCAUUUUCUUUCUGUUUUUGAUUAACUUGCCUUGAUGUCAAAGGCAAAGACGGCAGCCAUUUUUUAUUAGUUGUUUCUUUAUUCUUGCUUUUUUUUUUUUUUUUUUCUUAAUGGAGUGAUGCUACUCUGAUGUUUCACAUUUCACCUUGAACGACAGGGAAGCUUUUAACACAAAAACAAGAUUGUAACACAUGCACAUAAGAUCCCUUUAAUUUUAAUGCUUUUUUUUUUCUAUUUCUCUUUUCUGCUUUCCGAUCUCAUCUUGUGUUUAACCUAAGCCUGCUCAGACCAGGAAACAAACCAACGCGAUGAAACAAAGGGAAAGAAAAACCGAGUGGUCCAAUGUGUGCAACUUUUAUUUUUGUAUGAUCAGAUCCUCUUUUAUUCACCCUCGAUUCCACAUCUGGAAAUAGAAGACAGUGAGAAUAACACAAGGGACAAAAGGAACAGAAGCUAUAGAAUUCCACUUUUUGCAUACAAAGUUGUUGUUUAGAGGGAGAGAAAAAAAAAAUAGAUCACAUAUGACACAUCCUAUGUGUAUAUUGUAAGUAGCGAACUUUAACCCUUUGGAGACCAUUUUUGUCUUAUGGCACAAAUGCACUGGAAAUGUGGGACAUUCACUUUGGUAUCGCCUCAGCAUUGAGACAGACUGAUGCUCUAAUCAAGAAAAUAAAAUAUAUAUAUCUAUAUUUGAAGUCUUUUUAAAACAUCCCAGUGAACACUGCCCUUUUACUGUUCUAAUUUAAACUAGCCGACCUUCUGGUUGAUAUUAAUAAUAAACAAUUUUAGAGCGGCGCUCUGUCUUAAGCCUAAUUUCGUAGUACUCGUACUUUCUUCAAGCUUAGAGUGAGAACAAAUGAUUUUUUUUAUGCUCACUAUUUUAACAUCACUUUAACAACUCAAGUAAAAAAACCUCACAUCUAAGUUUUAGAGGCUGCCAUUUAUUAUUACUUUUAUCAAUAAUAAAUGUAAUAAUAAAAACAACGUUUCUACCAAUCCGGUUCUAGUGUUGAACUACGUCUGGCGCUGCAGCCGGUUUUCAACUGGCUCUAGAGAAAAUCCAACGAAAACGAGCUGACGCACGUCAUUCGUCUUGUUAUUGUCAACCAGGUGUCCUAAUAUAAUUGGUUGCUCAUCCAAUUCAUUUAAAUGUGGUCUUCCUGAUUUCAUCAUUUGUUUCUAAAUGCACAUCUGAAUGUUCUGGUAAUAAUUUUUAUGUGCAGACUGAUCAGUUUUAACAUGGUAAACUGAUGUUACUCAUUUCAGUUUGGUUCCAGUUAAUUCUAUGCUGUUAGAGAUGAUAGAAAAUGAAUGAUAAAUCUGUGUUUACCACAGAGUGUAAAGUCUGCAUGCAGAGUCGACACCUUUGUUUUGAUUGUUGCCUUCCUGAUUGGAAGCAAAAGUUGAUAUCAGUCUGGAGUUGAGAACCCUUCCACUUUUAGUUUGUAAGUAAUCCUAUCAGCAGUUUUUUGCUGGUGUCCUCUAGUAAAUAACCAAAAUAUAACUAAUUUAUUUUUGUGGUGCUUCAGUUAAAAACAAGUGCCAAGAAAGCACCAGCAGCAGUUUAACAUGUGACCUGGAUUGUUGAGAAACUAGUGUUUACUGUAGAAAAGGAAGCAUACGGCAAAAAUAUGCUCAGAGUAGACAAAAUCAAAGUUCAACACUUUGUUCGAACUUCACUGCCUGACUGCAGCAGCUCCGCUGCACGUCCAAUAAAGAGCAUCAGUCACUUCCUCCAGCGCAUUUGAGCCUCGAAGUUUCAAUAUGUAACCUAGAAUAGACUCCGUUCCUCGUCGGAGCGCGUAGACUUGUAGACGUUUUCUAACCGUCGCCAUGUCAAGAGCAUUCCAAAUGUACAAAAACUUGCAGCCAAACUCUCUGUGUGUUAGAGUAGAAGUCGGUUGGAGUCACUGUGUAAAUAACCCGGGUGGGCGACGGCGCCUCCGGAGCGCCACGCGGACACUCUCACUGUGUGCACGAACCGGUUUCCUCCUCCUGUUGGAGUUUUACUAGAACAUCCUGGUAAGUUUAGCAGCACUGUUUUCAUGUGUUUUUAUUUAUGUCUUCGCCUGUUAUGAUGUUAGCCUUGUCGACGUUUACAUAUAUCCGAUUGCCUCCGCCGUCAGCAGACUGUUUCGCGAUGGAAGCUUCGGGUCACAGAGACCGGUAGCGUUCGUAGGAGCCAGCUGUACCCCUGGAAGUUACCCGGCUGGCCCGAGAGUAUGUGUGUUUGAUUUUUUUUCCCCGUGCGUCCUCAUUGCCUGAGAUGGUGGAAUGUGUGGAAAUAAGUACAUACCAGUGCCUUUUAGAGUCAGACAUGGGGUGAAGUUGUAGCUUAAAGGAGGUGGUGUGGGCAGGGUGCAACAGAAGGUAUAGUUUGAAUUCAGACUUGGAUUGUGGUCGCGUUUACUGUAGAGUUGUAGUGUGGACGGUGCCAUAUGAAGUCUGACUCCACAGGUAGACACCCGCCGCCCGUAGAUACCCAAAGGCCGAUCCCCUGCCACAGGAGGAAGAGUGCAGUUUUCCUUCCCGUCUCCCUUGCUCCCUUGUCUUCAACACACAAAACGUGGAGGGAAGCGGCCAUCUUUACUGUACGUCGUCGUUACCAUGUCCGUGAAAGAUCGUUUUAUUUAUUCCUCUUUUGUAUGUGGGUUUAUGCUGUUUUUCAGCUCAAAGUUUUAGGUCACUGUUCUUUUAUCUUAUUUAAUGUUUGUUUUAUUUUUCCAAAUGCACACGCUCGUUUUUAAUCCACGUCACGUUAAUACCAGACACACUGGACCGUCCAAACUGGGGCGCCUCACUUCCACACACACACAUGUGUUUACACACAUUUUCUUCCUAUUCAAGUAAUUGAAUAUAUUUACUGUAUCUCCAUGGAAACUGUAACUUCUCUGAAGUUUAUGGUCACAUGUAACACAAUAAAAAUAAAUGACAUACUCAA